Molecule: messenger RNA, 773 nt
Organism: Orcinus orca (killer whale)
Lineage: Eukaryota; Metazoa; Chordata; Mammalia; Artiodactyla; Delphinidae
Product: cilia- and flagella-associated protein 251-like
Exons: 5
Coding region: 1-573 (190 amino acids)
Source: RefSeq, a predicted model, not a curated record
AUGGGCAACAUCCCUGUAUCAGUCCCAGGACGAGUUGUGCUUGCAGAACGGCACGUCAGGGGCCGUGGGGUCGCCACCGCUAGGGACUUACAGGUGGCGGUGCGAGCCCUUUGGGAAGAGCAGGGUGGGCAGGAGGUUGCCCAGCCCAUAGUCGAGGAGUACUGGGAUGCAGAGGAGGCUAAAGAGGAGGAAGUGGAUGAGGCGGAGGAGGCUGAAGAGGAGGAAGCGGAGGAGGCGGAGGAGGCUGAAGAGGACGAGGAGAAGAACGAAGAGGUGAAGGAGGGAGACAGAGACAAGGAAGAGGACGAGAAUUAUGUGGACAAAGAGGAGGAGGAGGAUGAUCCUCCCGAGGGCAGAGAACUAGAUUCUGCUGCUGAUGUUAAAUCGGGAAAUGUUGUCCACCACCUUGUGAUGCCAAAGUCUGUAUCAUUCGACACUAAAGAAGAGAGUGAACAUCAGUAUGGAAACGCUGAUGAAGAGAAAGAGGAUGGAAAUGAGAAACCAGAAGAAGGACCCAAGCUGGAUAUGGUCUCAGCAGAGGGCAGCUCUGGAGAAUACAGUUGGAAGGCAUAAAAAGAAGUGGACAGCGAAAGAAAAGAAGAAUUUGUUCUUCACGGAUAUUCUAGUUUUCAUUAGCCCACAAUACAAAUGUUGUUUCAAAGUUCAACAUCCCAAAAUGAUAUUAACUGACAUCUGACUUUAUUCUUACCUUUGACAGAUAAAUUUGACAGUAUUGUUCACAUUGAAAAUAAAAACUUGUUUGACAUGAAUAA